Molecule: messenger RNA, 2505 nt
Organism: Eucalyptus grandis
Lineage: Eukaryota; Viridiplantae; Streptophyta; Magnoliopsida; Myrtales; Myrtaceae
Product: putative respiratory burst oxidase homolog protein H
Exons: 14
Coding region: 1-2505 (834 amino acids)
Cellular component (GO): plasma membrane
Molecular function (GO): peroxidase activity; calcium ion binding; NAD(P)H oxidase H2O2-forming activity
Source: RefSeq, a predicted model, not a curated record
AUGAGGGUUCAUCAUGACCGUAACGGGAGUUCCGCUAGAUGCUCUCUUGAAAGCAUUGAGAUGGACAAUGCGGUGGAAACCAGUGAGAGCUCCGCCCCGCCGCAUCCUAAUGACAUACCAUUGCCAUCGAGGCGGAACUCAAGCACGACGCGGAAGAGGAAUGUAUCGUACGGCGGCAUCCCUAGGAUGGAAAGAACGGCAUCCAGUGCCUCUCGAGGCCUCAUGAGCUUGAGGUUUCUGGAUAGGACAAUUACCGGGAAGGAAGGAGAUGCCUGGAGAUCAAUCGAGAAGCGUUUCCAUCAACACGCGACGAACGGCCAACUCUCGAGAGACAAAUUUGGAGUCUGCAUUGGAAUGGGAGAUUCCAAGGAAUUUGCAGGAGAGUUAUUCGACGCCUUAUCAAGACGGAGGAAAGUGAAUGCCGAGAAUGGAAUAUCAAUAGACCAAUUGAGACAAUUUUGGGAAGACAUGACGACUCGAGAACUCGAAUCCCGACUGCAGAUAUUCUUUGAUAUGUGUGACAAGAAUGGUGAUGGGAGGCUAACUGAGGAUGAGGUAAAAGAGGUGAUAGUGUUGAGCGCCGCCUCGAAUAGGCUGUCAAAUCUCCAGCAGCAAGCGGCAUCUCACGCAUCUCUGAUCAUGGAAAGACUUGAUCCCGACCAUCAAGGAUACAUCGAGAUGUGGCAAUUAAAGACUCUCCUGAGAGAAAUGGUGAACCCUGAUCAAAGGAGCAAGUCGUCAGUGAAUUCUCAAAACCUGACCAGAACCAUGCUUCCCAAAGGAUACAGAAACCCAAUGAGUCGGCUCGUGCACAAGAACAUCGAAAGGAUCCAUGACAAUUGGAGGCGAAUAUGGGUCGUCGGGCUGUGGCUGGUCGCAAACAUGAUCCUCUUCCUUUGGAAGUUUAACAAAACGAGGCACGGCCCCGCCUUUGACAUCACGGGCUAUUGUCUUUGCUACGCCAAGGGCUCUGCCGAGACACUCAAUCUCAACAUGGCUCUCGUCCUCCUCCCCGUAUGCAGAAGAACUCUCACGAAGCUACGGUCGUCCUUCCUUGGUACCUUCAUACCAUUCGACGACAACAUAAACUUCCACAAGAUAAUCGCGCUGGCCAUAGCUAUAGGAUCUGUCGUUCACAUUGCAAUGCAUUUUAUGUGCAACUUCCCCAGGAUAACUUCCUGCCCAAAAUCACAAUUCAAGCAAGUGUUUGGCCCGUACUUCCAUAAUAGGCAACCUCAUUACAUCGACUUGGUCAAUAACUUGUCCAGCACCACCGGGGUUCUCAUGUUCAUGAUGAUGGCCUUCUCUUUCACACUGGCGACUCAUUGGUUCAGGAGAAACAUCAUCAAGCUACCGUGGGGGCUCCAUCAUUUAGCAGGAUUUAAUGCCUUCUGGUACGCACAUCAUUUGCUAGCCGUUGCCUAUGUCUUCUUCAUACUUCACGGCUACUUCCUCGUGAUCAGUCGACCUUGGUACACGAAAACGGCAUGGAUGUAUGUGAUGGUCCCAAUCCUACUCUACACAAGCGAGAGAGCAUUCACAUCUGCUUCUGAACUCCAACAUCGAGUUGAUAUCGUUAAGGCCAUUGUUUAUUCUGGAAACGUCCUUGCAUUGUACAUGAGCAAGCCUCCAGGUUUCAACUACAACAGCGGAAUGUACCUUUUCGUCAAAUGCCCUGAUAUAUCAAAGUUCGAAUGGCAUCCUUUCUCCAUUACUUCCGCACCGGGAGAUGCCUUCUUGAGUGUUCACAUGCGAGCCUUGGGCGAUUGGACUACAGAGCUCAGGAAUAGAUUCGCCGAGGUUUGUGAGCCACCAAGUAAAAAACCAGGGAAGGGAGGUCUAACGAAGAUGGCCACGAGAACAACCCACAACUUGGAAGAGUUACAAGAGAAGUUUCCAAAGAUUUUCAUCAAGGGGCCAUACGGUGCUCCGGCUCAGGACUACGAGAAGUAUGACAUCCUCCUACUCAUCGGUCUUGGCAUCGGAGCGACUCCUUUCAUCAGCAUCAUAAAAGAUAUCCUGAAUCACGUCAAGUUGAAUAAGCUCCAAGCAGAUUCGGAUCAAGAUCAAUCAUCAGGGGCAAGAAAAGGUCCUAAAAGAGCAUACUUUUACUGGGUUACGAGGGAACAAAACUCUUUCGAGUGGUUCAAGGGCGUCAUGGAUGAUAUUGCAGAAAGAGACGAUCAUAAUGUAAUAGAGAUGCACAACUACCUGACCUCUCUAUAUGAGGAAGGAGAUGCGAGAUCAGCACUCAUUGCCAUGGUCCAAAAGUUGCAGCACGCGAAGAAUGGUGUCGACAUCUUCUCGGAAAGUCAGAUAAAAACUCACUUUGCGAGGCCUAAUUGGAGAAAGGUGUUCUCUGAAAUUGCAAUGCGGCACAAGUCGUCUCGUAUAGGUGUUUUCUAUUGUGGGAGUUCGGUGCUCACCAAAACACUGAGGAAGCUAUGUCAAGAACUCAGCCUAGAGUCGUCAACUCGCUUCCAAUUCCACAAGGAAAACUUUUAG